UGGCCCUCUCCCAGUCUCAGCUGUCAGUCAAGCCCAGGCCUUCAGACCCAGAGGACAGUUUUUCUUCGGUCCAGACUCAGACCCAGCGCUGAGUAGAGGACAGACCUCAGUUGCCAUGGCGUCUGCCAGUGAGAACGGAGCACACAGUGAUCAGACGGUUCCUGACGGAGACGAGGAGAAGAAGAUCCUUCAGGAAGUGCAGUCGCGCUACCUGCGCUGCCCGUCACCGAGUUUCUCCAUGCUUUCUGAAUCCCGGUUUUCCACCCUUUCCGGCUCCGACUCCUCCAGUAUCUUCAUGGAACCGAUCCACCUGUCAUCUGCCAUCACUGCCAAGAAAAUCAUCAGUGAGGAGCUGCCUCCUCGGAGCGUUCGCACCGAGUCUGUCCCUGAGUCAAUGCUGGAGACGCCAGAGCAGCUGAUGGUGGAGGACCUGUACCACCGGGUCAGGGAUAUGAUUGACGACCGCAGCCCCUACAAUACACCCUGUGUGCUGGACAUCCAGAGGGCCAUGGUUCAGGAGCGCCCGGAGGCCCCAGCCAACCCUGUGGAUGAGGUGUGGCCCAACAUCUACAUCUGUGAAAAAUCCGUGGCCGUCAACAAGGCACGUCUGAAGCGAAUGGGUGUCACCCACAUCCUGAACGCCGCCCAUGGGACGGGGGUGUACACGGGGGAGGCCUUUUACACCGGCAUGAACAUCCGAUACAUGGGCGUGGAGGUGGACGACUUCACUGACGCAGACAUCAGAGUCCACCUCCGACCCACCGCCGAGUUUCUGGAUGAGGCCCUGCUGACACACAAAGGGAAGGUUCUUGUGGUCUCCAUGAUGGGCGUCAGUCGCUCUGCUGUGCUGGUGGCAUCAUACCUCAUGAUCUUCCAGAAUAUGACCAUCAUGGAGGCCCUGACCACCAUAAGGAAAAAACGGGCCAUCAACCCCAACGAGGGCUUCCUGAAACAGCUGCGAGAACUCAACGAGAACCUGAUGGAGGAGCGUGACGAUGACGACGACACACUCAGCCAGUGCUCCGUUAUCGAUGCACGGGCACGCGCUCGAAUCUUUGGUGAUAGUGUGGACGACGACGACGAGGACACCGAUAAAGAGGAGGAGCGGAGCAUGGUGGAGGUGAAAGCUCACUCAAUCAUGAUGGAGGAGGAGGAGGACGGAGGCAGUGUGAUAAGCAGCGUCGCCUCUUCGGCAGCUGCCGCCGCCCUCAAAAGUGGACUGAUUGGAGUUCAGAACGGGUCUGACAACCAUGAGGAGCCGGUGUUACCGGAGCAGGAGUACAGGGAAGAUGAUGAUGAUGGUUUGGACAUCAUGAUCCGCGAGUGGCAGCAGAGAAAUGAAAAAUACCAAAGUAGUGAGUGGUGGGAGGCACAGCUGAACAGUGACGGAGAAGAUACUGAGUCGGUGUCUUCCCGCCAUAAAAAGACGUGUGAAGGCGAAGACGCCGACCUGGAGAGUGUCACCAGUGAGGACGUUCGAGCUGUAAGGGAACAGGUGAGGCAACGUAACAGACGUCCGCCUUCCGAAGCCAUGUCCACCUCCACCUGCACCAGCUACUCCGACCUCUGGAAACAGCGCCUGAGGGAAAUUGAGGAGCAAGCCGCCGCUCGCUACUGCAAGAAAGAAGAGGACGAAGGCAGCGAGAGCACCAAUACAGAAGGAGGAAAGAUGAAGAUUGAUGAUGAAAUGGACAGUAUCCUGUCUGACACCAGCUCCAUGUAUAACUUCUGCCAGAAGAACAAGGAGAAGAUGACGCCUCUGGACCGAUGGCGUGUCAAAAGAAUUCAGUUUGGCUGGAACAAGAAGGACCGAGAGGAUGGGGAGAAAAUUUCGGUAGGAGAUGGUGAUGGCAAGGAAGAAGUGAAAACACUGAACUUCCAAGACGUCAACUUGACAGCGUAUCAGGCGUGGAAGCUGAGGCAGCAGAAACGUCUCGGCGAGGAGAACACUGAUGAGAUUUUAGAGAUGAGUCGCGGUGAGGAUUCUGCCACAGUGAAAAGGAGGCAGAAGCGUGAGGAGAUUCUGGAGAGAUCCAAGAAAACUUUGGAAGAGAGUCAGUCCAUGUGUGGCUGGGAGACUGAGAGCUGCAUCAGUGGAGGUACCAUACCUCUGUCAGCCUUCUGGGCCGGAGCCGGGGUCACUGGUCCAUCAAGUGUUAACAAUGAGGACAAUAUGUCCGUGCUGAGUGGCAGGUCAUCAGUCAUAUCAUCUGUUUCUCAGCCACGCAGUAUGAGAUGGGUACAACCUGCAGGUACUCCUGUUCCUCCGGUCCCUCCAAUCCUACCAGUUCCAACUGUCCAGGGCCCAGGGGGUGAACCCAUGGUCAACCUGGCCGGCAUUCAGAACUGGAUCGCAAAUGUCGUCUCUGAAACCAUUAAACAGAAGCAGAGUGAGAUGAGCCUCCCUCCUCCAUCUCGCGCUGGGUCAGAGUUCAGUUUUGGUGGAGCAGGUGGCGUUCGGGGUGUGGACGACGAUAAAGCAUCGAUGUUGAGCGGUGCUUCUUACUCCAGCGCUCUGUCACAGGGUCGCGGCAGGGCGGCAUCAGUCCUCUCAGGUGGCAGCUACAGUGGCGUCUCUGGCCUUAGUGGAAGAGGCUCCAGACUGGCCUCCGCCAUUGGAUGCACAGUGGAGUCCACGCCAGGCUCCAAGAAAAACAAGAUCACCUCCACCAGCGUUCCGCUCUUCAGCCUCUUUCAGGACGAGGUCAACCUGAACCAACUUGACGCCAUAGACAAGGAGAUCAAGGCCGACAUGAGGAGCAAGAUGGCCACCUAC
Molecule: messenger RNA, 2776 nt
Organism: Sphaeramia orbicularis (orbiculate cardinalfish)
Lineage: Eukaryota; Metazoa; Chordata; Actinopteri; Kurtiformes; Apogonidae
Gene: styxl2
Product: dual specificity phosphatase 27
Exons: 6
Biological process (GO): negative regulation of MAPK cascade; protein dephosphorylation
Cellular component (GO): cytoplasm
Molecular function (GO): MAP kinase phosphatase activity; protein tyrosine/serine/threonine phosphatase activity
Source: RefSeq, a predicted model, not a curated record